Messenger RNA from Cyclopterus lumpus (lumpfish), 849 nucleotides. RefSeq names its product transcription factor 25-like. The record is from RefSeq and is a predicted model, not a curated record. Lineage: Eukaryota; Metazoa; Chordata; Actinopteri; Perciformes; Cyclopteridae. The coding region runs from base 118 to 834 and encodes 238 amino acids. Gene Ontology annotation, cellular component: RQC complex. The transcript is spliced from 7 exons.
GCCUUGUACAGCUUUGAGUGCGCCUGUCACCCCUUAUUCAGUCUGACGUCAGGUACCAGCAGACUUGAUUACCUGCGUACAGAGAACAGGGCCUUUUAUCUGGCUCUUUAUAAGCACAUGAUGUUCCUGGAAAAGAGAGGAUGCCCACGGACGGCGUUGGAGUACUGCAAACUUAUUCUGAGUUUGGACCCAGAUGCUGACCCGCUUUGCAUGCUCCUGCUCAUUGACUUCCUGACGCUGCGCUCCCGAGAGUACCAGUAUCUCCUCCAGUUACAUCAGGACUUGGAGGUGCACAGAAAUCUGUGCCUGCUGCCAAACUUUGCAUUCUCCACUGCACUUUGUCAUUUCCAUCUCAGUCAGCAGGAAGAUGUGGAUCCUGAAGAAAGUGAGAAAGACAGACAAAAAGCUGACCAGAUGCUGGAGAAAGCUCUCAUCAUGUUCCCCGGAGUCUUGAUUCCCCUACUGGAUCUGUGUACUGUGCAGCCAGAUGCCAGAGUCAGCUCACAUGCCUUUUUUGGCCCAAAGAGCCAGAUUGGGCAGCCCCCAGCCCUGGCUGAACUGACUGCUCUGUAUGUGGGGAGGACUCACAGCAUGUGGAGGGAGACGGCAGUAAUGUUUUGGUUGGAAGCGUCUGUGAAGGAGGUGCUGCGUCGAGUUGAUGCCAAAGACCCGCUGGUAGACGACUGCCAAAACAAAAAGCAGAGGUACAAGUGUGCACCAAGAAACAUCCAUCGCCACGUCCUCCUCUCUGCGAUCAAAGAAGCCACCUCAAGUCUGCCUCUCGUAAGGAGCGAUCAUCAACCAGUGAAACACAAGUCACUUCAUCCACAAUGACCUCAGUCCAGCCAU